Molecule: messenger RNA, 3206 nt
Organism: Epinephelus moara (kelp grouper)
Lineage: Eukaryota; Metazoa; Chordata; Actinopteri; Perciformes; Serranidae
Product: neuronal acetylcholine receptor subunit alpha-7-like
Exons: 10
Coding region: 48-1580 (510 amino acids)
Biological process (GO): nervous system process; regulation of membrane potential; chemical synaptic transmission
Cellular component (GO): synapse; postsynaptic membrane; neuron projection
Molecular function (GO): acetylcholine-gated monoatomic cation-selective channel activity; transmembrane signaling receptor activity
Source: RefSeq, a predicted model, not a curated record
AGAUGAACUGAGGAGUCUCUGCGCUCUCACUCUUCUCUCGGUUCAACAUGGACUCACUGAAUUUUCUGCUCUUCCUCGCAGUCAGCGCCUUCACACUGAAAGUUUCUCUUCAGGGGCCAAAUCAGCGCAGACUGUACUCGGACCUGAUGGCCAACUACAACCCACUGGAGAGGCCUGUUCACAAUGACUCCCAGACUCUUACCGUUCAAUUUGGCUUAACCCUGAUGCAGAUCAUGGAUGUGGAUGAGAAAAACCAGGUUUUGACCACCAACAUUUGGCUUCAGCUGUACUGGGAUGAUUAUUACCUCCGGUGGAAUACAUCAGACUAUCCAGGUGUGACCAAUGUGAGAUUUCCUGACCAUCUCAUUUGGAAACCAGACAUUCUGCUGUAUAACAGCGCUGAUGAAAGAUUUGAUGCUACUUUCCACACCAACAUUGUGGUCAACCACUCGGGCACCUGUAGCUACUUACCUCCAGGGAUCUUCAAGAGCACCUGCCACAUCGACGUGCGCUGGUUCCCUUUUGAUGUUCAGAGAUGCGACCUGAAGUUCGGCUCCUGGACAUAUGGGGGCUGGUCUCUGGACCUGAAGAUGUUGGAGACGGAUAUCACCAGCUACAUCGCCAACGGAGAGUGGGAUCUUGUCGAGGUUCCAGGACGUAAGAAUGAUCGUUUCUACGAGUGCUGCGAGGAGCCGUACCCUGAUGUCACCUUCACCGUGGUGAUGCGGAGACGGACCCUCUACUAUGGCCUCAAUCUGCUCAUCCCAUGUGUCCUGAUCUCCACUUUGGCCCUGCUUGUCUUCCUUCUGCCUGCUGACUCUGGGGAGAAGAUCUCACUGGGCAUUACGGUCCUCCUCUCCCUGACUGUCUUUAUGCUGCUGGUUGCAGAGAUUAUGCCUGCCACAUCGGACUCGGUGCCUUUAAUAGCUGAGUACUUUGCCACCACCAUGGUCAUCGUUGGUCUCUCAGUAAUUGCUACAGUUCUGGUCUUACAAUAUCACCACCACGACCCAGAUGGAGGCAAGAUGCCGAAGUGGACCCGUGUGAUCCUGCUGAACUGGUGCGCCUGGUUCCUGCGCAUGAAGCGCCCAGGUGAGGAGCGGGUGCGUUCAGCCUGUCACAACAAGGCUCCUCGGAACAGCCUGACCAGCAUGGACCUCAACGCCAGCGCCUCGGCCUCCCAAUCCACCAACGGCAACAUGCUCUACGUUGGCGUCCGUGGCCUGGAGAGUAUCCACUACUCCACUGCUGCUACCUCUCCCGACUCCGGGGUCCUCUGUGGACGGCUGGUUGGACGAGCAGGUGAGGAGGAGAUGCUCCUCCCCACAGGUCAGAGCGCCUCAGUGGCCAGCGUGGAACCAGAGCUGAUCAAGAUCCUGGAUGAGGUGCGUUACAUUGCCAAACGCUUCCGUGACCAAGACGAGGACGAGUCAGUGUGUAACGAGUGGAAAUUUGCUGCGUCUGUUAUCGACAGGCUUUGUCUCAUGGCUUUCUCCCUCUUCAGUAUCCUCUGCACCAUUGGGAUCCUCAUGUCAGCUCCCAACUUUGUAGAGGCCAUUUCCAAAGACUUUUUCACCUAAGGACUUUAUCAGGAAACAUAAAAUAAAGCCUAUACCAAUCUCUCUUAUCACAGAGUAACCAUUUGUAAGCUCAUGGGGUGGUCAUUUGUAUACAGCUAAGUCUGCUAUAUGGGAAUCGUAUAUCACCAAAUAUUCAACCACACAUUACACAAAGUCAAACUGAGGACAUGUACAGUAAUCCAGGCAAAGUUUAUGUAAUGCAUAAAUAAUUUAAAGGUCCAGUGUGUAGGAUUUAAGGACAUCUAUUGGGAGAAAUGGUGUAUAAUAUUCAUUGCUUUGUUUUCACUAGUGUAUAAUCACCUGAAACUAAGAAUCUUUAUAUUUUCCUGACAGUAAAAUCAGACAUUUGUAUCUACAUAUGGAGCGAGUCCUCCUCUUUGGAGUCAGACAUGUUAUUUCUACAGUAGCCGAGAACAGAUAAAAAACACUGACUCUAGAUAGGGCCAUUCGCGUUUUUACAUUAGCCACCAUAGUCCUCCCACACGCUUGACUCACAGGAGAAGUUUAAGUUCUCCAACAUCAUCGCCGGAUGCCACUAAAUCCUACACACUGGACAUUUAAAGGAACAGCGUGUAUGAUUUAGGAGGAUUUAGUGGCAUCUAGUGGUGAGGAUUGUACAUUGCAGCCAGCUGAAACUUCUCCUGGUUAGAGUUCUUUUAGUGUUCAUUGUUCAGGAGGUUUUUACCAGACAAAUUAUCUGCCAAGGUCUCUUCCUCUCUAAAACAAACAAACCAGGUGAUUUAAACCGGUAAAAACACUGAAUGAAGCAGUUUCACGUGAAAACACAGUGUUUGUCCGAUGCUGUCUGACUCAUGUGGAGGGGCUGCUUACUUGGGUGGCCAACGCAAAAAUGCAAAUGGCCUUAUCUAGAGCCAUUGUUGGUUUGUCCACUCUGGGCUACUGUAGAAACAUGGCAGUGCAACAUGGCGACCUCUAAAGACAAGGACCUGCUCCCUAUGUAGAUAUAAAGGGCUCAUUCUAAGGUAAUGAAAACACAACAAUUCUUAUUUUCAGGUGAUUAUAAACUAAAGAAACAUUCUUAUUAUAUUCCAUUUCUUCAACUAUAUCCCCCUUAAUCAUACACACUGGACCUUUAAUGUAUGCCUUACAUGAUGGUGGUGAAAAUGGCCUGUUUUUGCCUUUUAUAUAACCCAGUCUGAUGCUAUAUUAAAGGAAAACAUCUAAAUUUGAUCCUCUAGUACUGUUUUAAAAUGACUGAAAAAUACAAAGCAUUGUUUAAGUGGUGUAAUUUGCAAAACUACAAAGAAUGCAGCUGUGAUUUGUUAUGUGAUGUGUAUUAUUGUUCAUUACAAUGCAUAUACUCUCACUAAAAUUUACCCCAUAUAUACAAAACUAACAGCUAUCUUGUAUUGAAAUGUAUUUGUCGUAUCACAUGACUGGUCGUAUAUCCAAAGCAGUCAUGUGAUGUUGUAAGUUGCCUUUCUAUAAAUGAAAAUUAUUGCCAGUUAUAAGCAUAAUUAUGUUACUCCUUGGUUUUACUUCUUGAUUAUUUUUUAUUUUACAUUUAUGAUAAUUAAAGAAUUACUGUAAGGUCAAAAUAGUUGAACAGAUUUUCAUGUCAGUUAAUACAAAUGUAUGUUUUUGUUGUACUGUGACAUUUCACAA